Trematosphaeria pertusa is the source of this 621-nucleotide messenger RNA. RefSeq lists its product as uncharacterized. NCBI's taxonomy places the organism in Eukaryota, Fungi, Ascomycota, Dothideomycetes, Pleosporales, Trematosphaeriaceae. The coding region runs from base 1 to 621 and encodes 206 amino acids. The record is from RefSeq and is a predicted model, not a curated record. The transcript has 2 exons.
AUGACAGCACCCGGGACACCUCGCCGCCGGUCGAUCAAUACAGCCGAAGAGGAAGGGCCGCUCGCGCCAUGUGUCUUCAUGCCGCAAACAUCAACUCCAAUGAUGCUGAUGUCGUCACGUCGCCAACAGCCCGACUAUCGCGGUAUCCUCUUGACGUCUCGUACUAAAGACUUUGAGGAGACGCGCGGUGACGACAGCGACGAAACUGCUGAAGAGCAUUCGAGCGACUCGGGCUACGGAACGGAUGGCUACCGAGCGUGCGACAGCGAACCAACUACUCCCACGAGCAGUAUUUCCACCGCAUCUUCCGUCAGCAGAUCCUCAAUCAAGUUCCUCAACUACAUCUGUGUCUGGAAUGACGCUCAUACUCCGAGACAGACUGUCCGACUUCGCAUCCUCGCUAUCGUCUCGAUCGUUCUCGCGCUCCUCCUCGCUCUUGCUCUCGCAUCCGCCGGGACCGAUCACAUCCCAUCCCAUGUUACGAUAUCCUUCGAAUUCGCAUUGAAAUCCCUGGAGGCCUUCUCAGAGCUAUUAGAAGUCUGUUUGGAAGCUGCAGGCUUUGUUGUCGGACGCGCGGCUGCACGAUUUGGGAGAGGUUUUGUAAAAGGUUACAAUAUAUGA